Messenger RNA from Neurospora tetraspora, 722 nucleotides. RefSeq lists its product as uncharacterized. The record is from RefSeq and is a predicted model, not a curated record. Bases 393 to 701 code for a protein of 102 amino acids. The transcript has a single exon. Lineage: Eukaryota; Fungi; Ascomycota; Sordariomycetes; Sordariales; Sordariaceae.
UUGAGGUCUUACGUAAUCGGUACUCGGCAGCCACCGUUCAGGCGCUAUUUUUGUGCCAAGAAAUGCCCUCUUGGAGCUUCUCUCUGGGCAAUCACAAUUCUGGGAAUGCCCGAAGGCGGGACACACGUAUUUGCGGGAGCCGGUUGAUGGUGGAUCUCUCGCGAGUACGAAUGAGGUAGAUGAGCUUCAUCUCAUGAAUGUCGUGAUUAUUUUUAAAUGACGGGCUGAUAGGUUGGGCAGCAGUCGUACCUAAUACAGUGCACUGGCGCUGAAGACGAGAUACGAACGGCCAUUGUACAGGGGUGAAGGCAUAUGUCUCCAUCAAGGACAUUGUCCACAGCCUGAUGAGGCGUCAUGAUCUUGUUUCCCUGAAAACAGCUGGUUGACAUACGAUGGCAGAUACUGGAAAUUCCUGGAAUGCUUGCUUCGGCCAAUUUGCGCUUCAAGAUGACGAAUCUUGGCCGGCGCUUCGGAUCGGUAUCCUCUCGUUUACAUGGCGGGGGCACGCAGGUGCCACAGGCGAUUUGAUACCAUAUCCAACACCGUCGUCGACUGGCGCAAGUGCGCAACAACGUCCGUCCAUCCAGCCUCUUUCAAGGCCGUCAAAUCGGAAAAAAGAAUCUGAUUCAAUGUUACGAGAUCUGGCCAGGGUAAGUGCAGCUUUAGUCCUUGCCGCAGAUCACGGUCUCGUGCAAUCAUGAUCGAGACACAUUCAGUGACGG